Pichia membranifaciens NRRL Y-2026 is the source of this 531-nucleotide messenger RNA. RefSeq lists its product as hypothetical. The transcript has a single exon. Gene Ontology annotation, cellular component: mitochondrial large ribosomal subunit; ribosome. Gene Ontology annotation, molecular function: mRNA binding; structural constituent of ribosome. The coding region runs from base 1 to 531 and encodes 176 amino acids. The record is from RefSeq and is a predicted model, not a curated record. Gene Ontology annotation, biological process: negative regulation of translation; translation. NCBI's taxonomy places the organism in Eukaryota, Fungi, Ascomycota, Pichiomycetes, Pichiales, Pichiaceae.
AUGUCAAACCAGAUUGGAAAGGCGGGACUAGGGUUUGCCCGUGUGUGGCACCACGUGGACCUCUCGAACGAGCAGCGGACGUUGGGUCGUUUGGCCUCGCAGAUCGCCAUAGCGUUGAUCGGGAAGCACAAGCCGAUCACACACAUCACCGAGGACGCCGGGGACUACGUGGUGGUCUCGAAUUGCCAGUACUUGAAGGUGACCGGGAAGAAGAUCUCGGACAAGACGUACUGGAGCCACACCACGAGACCGGGGUCGGGAAUGGCGACCCCGAUGGACAAGAUCAUCCGGGACUACGGCUACGGCGAGGUGCUGAGAAGAGCCGUGAGCAGAAUGCUGCCUAAGAACAGAUACAGAAAGGAGAGACUGGCGAGGUUGAAGGUGUUUGACGGCGCCCAGCACCCGUACCAGCAGAACAUCAUUGCCUGGGCGGACGAGUACCCGCAGGUGGAAAAGGCCCUCGAGGAGAGCAUCACGAGAGAGAAGCAGCUGCAAGAGUUCAACAAGCUUCUCCAAGAGAAGAAGCUAUAG